UUAUGGUGAGAGUAUAGGUCGGGGAAGGUUUUUGCCCCUGUUAAAAAUGGCGGAACUGUUUGCGCCGACCAUCAUUCGUAUUAGAGUACGGAAUGGCGUCAUUUUAUUUAACGUUCCCUCAGCUACAGGUGACGACGUGAAGUUGCAGGGGCUUAGAGGAGCCAAAGAGAAAAUCGUCUCCAUAAUCUAACACAAAUCAAUAGGAUAUGGAUCUGAGGAAAAAGGAUCCAUGUCUACAAGAUAACGUGGACGUCUUGCUGAUUGACAGCAGAGGAGUUCCUUACACCGUUAAGAAGAAAAGUAACAAUUCACGUUCUGGCAGAGCGCAAUCACGAAAAUGUAAAAAACGGAACAGAUGCACUACUCAAGCGAAUGGGGAAAAUGUCACUUCAAAUGCAACAGAAGGAAAGCCUUUAAAAUGUACAUACUGUGGAAAGCUAUAUAAAUGGCCGUCGCAUCUAAGGUACCACAUGCAGAGUCAUACCAACGAAAGGCCUCAUAAGUGCACCAUAUGUUCGAAGAGCUUCAAAGAUGUCCAUAAGCUUGCCAGGCAUCAGCAGACUCACACAGAACUUGGAGAAGACAUGGCAGACGUGAAGGUGCACAAAUGCCAUGUUUGUGACAAGCCUUUCAAAUAUCGAUCAGAUCUAGAUAAGCAUAGCUUUAUACACACAGGAGAGAAGCCAUUUAAAUGUUCGUUAUGUAGUGCAAGCUUCAGGCGCAUUGACCAUCUGAAGAGACAUAAUUAUAUCCACACAGGUGACCGGCCUUACAAAUGUAGUGUUUGUAUGAAAGGCUUUUUGGAAGCCACAGAACUUGUCAAACAUGAGAGGGUUCACAGUGGCAAUAAACCAUACCAGUGCACCCUUUGUAACAAAAGCUUCUCACUUUCACGAAGCCUGAAGGAACAUAAAAUUGCCAGCCAUACAGUGGCAGAGCUGGAGAACGCUCUACAAGAUACCAGUUACAGGAUUACAGCUUCUAAGGACAGAAGCCCGAACUCUGAAGCAGCCUUAAAAACCGAACAAGAACAGCUAGAUAUAAGGAUAGUUGAAUUUUCCUCAGCAGGUAGUCUAAAUGUAAUAACUGUUUGUCUUUCUGAUGAUGACAGUGACUUGGAUACAUUUAAGAAAGACAAUUAAUGUUUACAUCCUUUUUUUUAUACAGAUUUAGGGUUUCUAAAUCCUCAGACGCUCUAUAUAAAAUGAAAUUUUAUUAAAAUAAAAUUAUAAAUC
Messenger RNA from Spea bombifrons (plains spadefoot toad), 1235 nucleotides. Its product is annotated as zinc finger protein 596-like. The transcript is spliced from 2 exons. NCBI's taxonomy places the organism in Eukaryota, Metazoa, Chordata, Amphibia, Anura, Pelobatidae. The coding region runs from base 207 to 1142 and encodes 311 amino acids. Gene Ontology annotation, molecular function: RNA polymerase II cis-regulatory region sequence-specific DNA binding; DNA-binding transcription activator activity, RNA polymerase II-specific. Gene Ontology annotation, biological process: regulation of transcription by RNA polymerase II. The record is from RefSeq and is a predicted model, not a curated record. Gene Ontology annotation, cellular component: nucleus.